AUGUACCGAAUACAAGAAGCUAUCAAGCAAGAAGUCCAUCACAGUAAGCUGGGUCCUGAUUACAAGAUCAUUCUGGUCAAUGCCACACAGUGGCAGUACUACGGCACUCCUGACGUCAGCGGGGAUCUAAAGAUGACCUGGAUCCCAUCCCUAAUAAAGGCAGAGAGAGUCAACAUUGAGCUGUGGGGUUACAAUGAGACCGGAGAGGCGUAUUCUCUGAACUGGGAGGCGAAGUGGAAGUAUCUGUACACUGUGGACAGGGAUGUACCCAACAGUGGAGUUUUCAGUUUCACCCCACAGAUUGCCGAAAAACCAUACUUCCUUUGGGACCUAGGGAUCAUACGGGUCAGCCCGAGCACUAAACCAGAUGGAGCCCAGAAUGUUAACACGCUGUGGAGUGAAGAGCAUGCGAUCGCCUGGCAUCUUGAGGAGGCCUUCAGGAAGGACUCUGCAGGCUGGGAACUGGAGAAGUGCAUUAAUUGGGAUAAAGAAGAGAAAGCAAUGCCCAACUUUCUGACUGAGAUCACCGAUUGCCCUUGCACACUGGCCCAGGCCCGUGCUGACACCGGGAGAUUUCAUAAUGAUUAUGGCUGUGAUAUCGAGGCAGGUAGUAUCUGUGUUUACCAUCCAGGUGCAGUUCACUGCGUCAGAGCCAUUCAGGGCAGGUGAUGCGUCAAGUCACCUUUACUUCUCUAUA
Molecule: messenger RNA, 697 nt
Organism: Carassius carassius (crucian carp)
Lineage: Eukaryota; Metazoa; Chordata; Actinopteri; Cypriniformes; Cyprinidae
Product: sushi domain-containing protein 2-like
Exons: 5
Coding region: 1-669 (222 amino acids)
Source: RefSeq, a predicted model, not a curated record